Messenger RNA from Scutellospora calospora, 1259 nucleotides. The record is from the annotation of a GenBank genome assembly. NCBI's taxonomy places the organism in Eukaryota, Fungi, Glomeromycota, Glomeromycetes, Diversisporales, Gigasporaceae.
CUCUUAAGCCAUUUGAUUCUGGUGACAUAAAAAUCUUGUUACUGGAAAACAUAAGCCAGGCUGCUGUUGAUAUUUUAAAUAAAGAAGGAUAUCAGGUGGAAGCACAUUCAAAAUCACUUCCGGAAGAUGUCCUCAUAGAGAAAAUUCGAGAUGUCCAUUGUAUCGGAAUUCGAUCUAAAACUAAACUUACGCGUAAAGUCCUCGCAGAGGCAAAAAAACUCUUAGUAAUCGGAUGUUUCUGCAUCGGAACAAAUCAAGUCGAUCUGGAAGCUGCAGCUAGACAGGGUAUUGCUGUGUUCAAUUCUCCCUUCAGUAAUAGUAGAAGUGUUGCAGAAUUGGUUAUUGGAGAAAUUAUCUUUUUGUCUAGACAAUUGGGUGAUCGUAAUAUUGAGAUGCAUCAAGGAAUUUGGAAUAAGCUUUCGGUAAAAUGUUUUGAAAUUCGAGGAAAAAUUCUUGGUAUAGUUGGUUAUGGUCAUAUCGGAUCUCAAUUAUCUGUUCUUGCCGAAUCGAUGGGAAUGACAGUAUAUUUCUAUGAUAUUAUUCAAAUGAUGCCUUUGGGAACUGCCAAACAAGUUGGUACGUUGCACGAACUUUUGGAGCGAGCAGACUUUGUUACUCUGCAUGUCCCUGAAACAGAAGACACGAAAAAUAUGAUAGGAGAUGCUGAAAUUUCUAAAAUGAAGAAAGGCAGUUAUUUAAUAAAUGCAUCCCGUGGCACUGUUGUUCAGAUUCCUGCUUUAAUAAAAGGUUUACAAAGUGAACACUUACUGGGUGCAGCAAUUGACGUUUAUCCCCGCGAACCUAGGUCAAAUGGCCAAAACUUUAAUGAUGAGUUAAAUCCUUGGACAACUGAACUUUUAAACUGUAAAAAUUUGAUAUUGUCUCCACAUAUCGGUGGUUCUACUGAAGAAGCACAAGCAAUGAUCGGAAUUGAAGUAGCGACUGCACUUUUCAAAUACAUAAAUUAUGGCACUUCGAUUGGUGCUGUCAAUUUCCCUGAAAUUGAUCUCCGUGCUAUUCAGGAUACUGAGAAAAAUUCAAUUCGUGUUCUUUUCUCUCAUCAAAAUGUUCCUGGUGUGCUCAAGGAAAUCAAUCAAAUUCUUUCCGACCAUAAUGUUGAGAAACAGUAUUCUGAUUCACGAGGAGAAAUUGCUUACAUGAUGGCCGACAUUUCUGAUGUUGAUGAACAUGAUAUUCGUAAGAUUUAUGACACUAUAAGCUCUUCUAAGGCUAACAUAUUAACAAGAAUAGUAUAUUAA